Hydatigera taeniaeformis is the source of this 933-nucleotide messenger RNA. The record is from the annotation of a GenBank genome assembly. NCBI's taxonomy places the organism in Eukaryota, Metazoa, Platyhelminthes, Cestoda, Cyclophyllidea, Taeniidae.
GUCUCCUUGGAGCGUCGGAGACGAACCCUCUCAGCUCCCGUCGAUUUCUCCCAUCUCUCACCGCCUCGAAUAACGCCUGAUCUUCCUCCGCUACUCCGUUUCUUUGAUCACACCGGUGCACAGGUUCGCUGCCAAGCGACAGGCAACCCACGACCCUCUGUCAAAUGGCUAGUGGCCACCAACUUUAACGGAAAUGCCAACAAUGCCUCGGAACCAUUGGAACUAGGAUUCUCUCCAUUUGCUCGUGAUGCUCAGUUGAUGGACAGUCAGUUGAGAGGUGCUGCUGCGGAUGACUAUCAUCUCUACGAUCCAAAGUCGAGGGAUCUGGUGCCGAUUGGUGCUAUGGCACCACCGGUAAUGUAUCCCAACCAAUACGUGAUUGAUGAUGGCUGGUUGAAUUUCACUGCAACCCCGCGUUCAUCAACCCUUCGAAUGGUGUUCUUCUGCGAAGCUGAAAAUAGCCUUGGACGGACACGGUCCAGAAAAAUGGUAAUUCACCAAGUUCCCGUGCCGGACGAAAAUUUGCGGAUAAAGUAUCACACAUUCCCCGUGAAACCAGGCCAAAAGGCGGUAAUCCGAUGCCAACCGGAGCAGGAGAUAUUCAACCGAUUUCUCAAGGUCAAGUAUUGGGAGGUCUUCCGCAAUGAUACUCUGAUUGCCACCGUUACGCACUCAAAGGAUCGCUACUCCGUGAUUAAUGCCACCCGCUAUCCCGAAUUGCAUAUUCGGGAUGUGACGGAGGCAGAUCUAUCUGAACUGCAGGUGCGGUGUGUGUUGCAGUCGAUUGUGGACGAGAGUCGGGAAAUUCGAAGGAAUGAGACUGGUCAUUUGCAGCCAUUUGGGUUCUUCUUCCAGUAUGAAGAGGUUCGCAGCCAAAGCACUGAUGUAGAUGUGAUUGUGGUAGGUCCUCAUUUAUUCAUUAGCAGCCCUUAA